AUGUGUGAACAAAUUUGCUGUAAAUCCAGGAAGGCUGCUCAAGAUUUUAUGUCGUUUGUGCAACAAGCACCCACUCCAUUUCAUGCAGUAGAAGUGCUGUCGUCUUAUUUAUGUCAGGAGAAAUUCAUAAAGUUGAAAGAAAAUGAGCACUGGAACAUCGAGCUUAAUGGGAAAUACUUCGUCACCAGGAAUAACAGUACUAUAUUUGCUUUUGUUGUCGGAGGAAAGUACAAACCCGGAAAUGGAUUUACGAUGACUGCAGCUCAUACAGACAGUCCCUGCUUACGCGUCAAACCAAUCUCAAAGAUUUCAAGUCAAGGCUGCGCACAAGUUGGGGUUUCUGUCUAUGGCGGUGGAAUAUGGCGCACCUGGUUUGACAGAGACCUUAGUUUAGCUGGACAAGUUGUGUUUUUGAAAAAUUGUAGAGUAACGCGUAAAUUGAUAAACAUUCGACAGCCUUUGAUGUAUAUUCCAAGUUUAGCUUCUCAUUUGAAUCGUAACAAAGACAAAUUUGAGUGGAAUGAUGAAACAGACUUGAGACCAAUUCUGGCGACCUUAGCUGAGGAACGGUUGAAUGAAGAUUCAAAGAAUGGUCAUUCGAAAAUAGUUUUGAACACUAACGAUCAGAAAGAUGAAGAAGAGAAGUGCCUGGACAGCUUGCCAGAAGAACAUCAUUUGUCGUUGCUGGAAUUGAUAAGCAAAGAAGCCGGUUGUGAUUCUUCGGAAAUCCUCGAUUUUGAUUUAUACCUUUACGACACUCAAGGACCUGCGAUAUGCGGUAUUCAUCAAGAAUUCAUAUGCUCGCAAAGACUAGAUGAUUUACUGGGUGUUUACACCACUACUUUUGGAUUGCUGGAGAGUUUGAAAACGAAGAAUUUGGAGCAUGAAAAAAAUAUUCGGCUUGUUACAUGCUUUGACAACGAAGAAGUAGGUAGCUCGUCGGCGCAAGGAGCAGAGUCUUCGCUUUGUGAAUGGAUUAUGAGGAGAAUAUGUGCAUCCGAUUUGAAAAACAGCUUUGAAAAAGCGAUAAGUAAUUCAUACCUACUUAGCGUGGAUAAUACUCAUGCUGUUCAUCCUAAUUACGCUGAUAAACAUGAGCAAAAUCACAAACCUACUCUUGGAGGUGGUGUUGUUGUGAAAACCAAUUUUAAUCAGCGAUAUGCUACAAAUUCCCUUACCAGUGCAUUAAUAAAGUAUAUAGCAGUUAUGGCUGGAGAAAGUCUCCAAAAAAUAGUUGUACGAAAUGACAUGAAGUGCGGCUCUACAAUUGGCCCAAUAUUGGCAAGUAAACUUGGUAUACAAGCAGCGGAUGUUGGUUGUCUUCAACUUGCUAUGCAUUCAAUUCGUGAACUGGUACACGUCAACAGCGUUCAGCAGGCAAUAAACCUGUUUUCGGUAUACAACUUCAAAUUUCACUACUAA
Enterobius vermicularis (human pinworm) is the source of this 1422-nucleotide messenger RNA. The record is from the annotation of a GenBank genome assembly. NCBI's taxonomy places the organism in Eukaryota, Metazoa, Nematoda, Chromadorea, Rhabditida, Oxyuridae.